UUGGAUUAAUUAAAUUGCUUGAUAUUUAAUAAGCAAAUAUUUAGAUUCAUGGUAAAGAUAUGUAGGUAUGAAUAAUUCAUAACGUACGAAAGAAUUCGGUAAACAUGUGCGCGCAGUACGUCUGGGCAUGGGAGGCUGUGUGCGCCAGAGGCUGCGCACGCGCUUUUCAUCCAAGCACCAGCAAAAUGCUCUCAGUCGCGCGGGAAACAUCGCGGCGGGCACACACUUUUAUACUACGCCACGUUAUUAUUACUCUACAUUAAUAUCUCGAUCAAAUUCACGAUAUAUAUUACGAGAUCGAACGUGCGUCGAGUUUUUUGUGUUCAUGACUGCUGUGAUUGUACGUCAGAAAGGCAUGAUGGCCAUCUGAACGGAUAUUUUUUUGAAAAAACGUGAAAAACUAAAAUCAUUCCAAAUGAAGAUGACUGUGAAUCGUAUAAGGGUGGUUGUGCUGGGGAGUCCACGGAGCGGGAAAUCUGCCGUGGUUGUACGCUAUCUGACGAAAAGGUAUAUCGGAGAAUAUAGUUCGACAGGAGAUUUCCUCUACCAGCACAGGGUUGCAUUUGAUGGAGUUGUUUCUGAAGUAGAAAUACUGGACACUUCAAAUUGUGCCAUUCGUGGGUGUUUGGCUGAGCACGUGCGGUGGGGCGAUGCCUUCGCCGUGGUAUAUUCGGUGUGUGAGCGCCGCUCCUUCCUCGCGGCUGCUGAGUUAUUAUCUCUGUUAGAACGAACUCGACUGUCAGGAUGUGCUGCUGUCACCCUCUUGGGAAACAAACGUGACCUCGAACACGCCAGGGAGGUCCAUGCAGAGGAGGGUCAGGAGUUGUCGUUGCGGUUCGGUUGUCAGUUCUACGAGGUGUCCGCGGCGGAGUCGUGUGCGGGCGCGGCGCUCGCCUUCCACGCGCUGCUCCGAGAGGCGCGCGCGCUCGCUCUGCUGCUGCCCGCGCCCAGACGCAAGCUCGCUGCCUAUUCCGUCUCCAAGGUAAUCGGAACGAUAUUCGGCAAGAACAGCAAGAGCGUGCGAAAGAAACGACCAUCUCUUAGUAUUUAAAUAAUAAUUAAAUUAAUUAAUUUAGUCCUAAAUAUCCACCAGACUGUUUUGUGUAAUAUUACUUUUAAGUUAUUUUUAAAUAUCUCUAUCAUCGAUGAUAGACAUUAAACCGAACUAAACACAAUUGUUGCACAGUCACAAAUUCACAAGAAAAUAUAUCUUUACGGCCAUUUCUUAUAGGAUAGUUAAUUUUGUAAAUAUUUUCACUUUUUUUUUUGUGUAAAUUGUAAGAUAAACACCUCGCAUUAGUGUUAUCAAAUUUCUCAUAAUUUUGUAAAUAUUAAAUUAUAUUAUAAGAAUACAAUUAUUUUUACGAUAUGAUACAUUUAAAAAUAAAAUAAAAAUAAAUAAAUACAAAAAAAAA
Messenger RNA from Bombyx mori (domestic silkworm), 1415 nucleotides. RefSeq names its product ras-related and estrogen-regulated growth inhibitor-like protein. The record is from RefSeq and is a predicted model, not a curated record. Gene Ontology annotation, molecular function: GTPase activity; GTP binding. The coding region runs from base 416 to 1051 and encodes 211 amino acids. The transcript has 6 exons. Lineage: Eukaryota; Metazoa; Arthropoda; Insecta; Lepidoptera; Bombycidae.